Molecule: messenger RNA, 2914 nt
Organism: Acinonyx jubatus (cheetah)
Lineage: Eukaryota; Metazoa; Chordata; Mammalia; Carnivora; Felidae
Product: zinc finger protein 135
Exons: 4
Coding region: 308-2155 (615 amino acids)
Biological process (GO): regulation of transcription by RNA polymerase II
Molecular function (GO): DNA-binding transcription factor activity; RNA polymerase II cis-regulatory region sequence-specific DNA binding
Source: RefSeq, a predicted model, not a curated record
UUUGUCCGGCCAUCAGACAAGGGAAUACGGCGUAGGAGAGCUUUGGGUCAGGGAGGCGAGACUAAGGCCGGCGGGGUCCGCGCGGCCGAACUCGGACUCCGAGCUCAGCAGCCAAGGCCCAGGGAGGAGGCCGGCCGAGCAAGGAAACGACCGGAAGUGCGCGCGCCGCCCUCUGGGAGAUGUAGUUGGGCGUCCGCCUGCGCAGGCGCAGACCCUGCUGGUAGCGGCUGCGGCCUUUGUCUCGCGGUCCGGCUGAACCACCUGCAGAGGAGCUGGCUGUUCCUGGAAGAGGCCAGAGGAGGAGGGAAUGACUGCUGGGCUCCUCACUGCCGGGGCCCCGGAGCAAGUGACCUUUGAGGACGUGGUUGUGGACUUCACCCAGGAGGAGUGGGGGCAGCUGGAGCCCGCCCAGAGGACACUGUACCGCGAUGUGAUGCUGGAGACCUUCAGGCUCCUGGUCUCCGUGGAUUUGGAAACCAGACCCCAAACCAAAGUGUCCACCCCAACUCAAGACAUCACUGAAGGAAUACGUACCAGUGCCCUGGCAGAAAGGUUCCUGUGGGAUAGUCUGUGGUACUCAGAGGGUGACGAUGCAGAGGGCUGCCACGGACAGAGUCGGGAGAGCCAUGUGGUGAAGACACCCAUGCAGCAGCAGGGGGAUGGGUUUGGGGGAAACUUCAGUCUGAUCCCCCGCUUCCCAACUCAGCCAAUGACUCCAGAAAGGCAAGGCCUCCACAUGCCGGGGACGCGCGGGGGGAGGGGGAAGCCAGACCCAGGGCUCCACGCCGAGCAGAAAACACACGCAAAAGCGAAGCGCUACGAAUGUCAGGCAUGCGGCAAGGCCUUCGGUCACAGCUCGGCACUCCUCGAGCACCACCGAACGCACACGGGAGAGAGGCCUUACGAGUGUCCCGAAUGCGGGAAAGGCUUCCGAAACAGCUCGGCGCUCACCAAACACCAGAGGAUCCACACCGGCGAGAAACCUUACCGGUGCCCCCAGUGUGGGAAGACCUUCAACCAGAUCGCCCCGCUGGUCCAGCACCAGAGGACCCACACGGGCGAGAAGCCAUACGAGUGCAGCGAGUGCGGCAAGGCCUUCAGCUUCCGCUCGUCCUUCAGCCAGCACGAGCGCACACACACCGGGGAGAAGCCGUACGAGUGCGGCGAGUGCGGCAAGGCCUUCCGCCAGAGCAUCCACCUCAGCCAGCACGUGCGGGUCCACACCGGGGAGAGGCCGUACCGCUGCGGGGACUGCGGCAAGGCCUUUGGCCACAGCUCGUCCCUGACCAAGCACCAGCGCAUCCACACGGGCGAGAAGCCCUACGAGUGCCUGGAGUGCGGCAAGGCCUUCACGCAGAUCACGCCGCUCGUGCAGCACCAGAGGACGCACACGGGCGAGCGGCCGUACGAGUGUGGCGACUGCGGCAAGGCCUUCAGCCAGAGCACGCUGCUCACCGAGCACCGCAGGAUCCACACGGGCGAGCGGCCCUACGGCUGCAACGAGUGCGGGAAGACCUUCAGCCACAGCUCGUCCCUCAGCCAGCACGAGCGCACGCACACCGGGGAGAAGCCAUACGAGUGCGGCCAGUGCGGCAAGGCCUUCCGCCAGAGCACGCACCUCACCCAGCACCAGAGGGUCCACACUGGGGAGAGGCCGUACGAGUGCGGCGACUGCGGCAAGGCCUUCGGCCACAGCUCGUCCCUGACCAAGCACCAGCGCAUCCACACGGGCGAGAAGCCCUACGAGUGCCGCGAGUGCGGCCGGGCCUUCAGCCAGCUGGCCCCGCUCGUCCAGCACCAGAGGACGCACACGGGCGAGAAGCCGUACGAGUGUAACGCGUGCGGCAGGGCCUUCAGCCAGAGCUCCCUUCUCGUGGAACACCAGAGGAUCCACACCAAGGAAAAGCCCUACGGCUGCAAUGAGUGCGGAAAAUCCUUCAGUCACAGCUCAUCGCUCAGCCAGCACGAGCGCACGCACACUGGGGAGAAGCCCUACGAGUGUCAGGACUGUGGGAAAUCGUUCAGGCAGAGCACCCACCUCACGCAGCACCGGCGGAUCCACACGGGAGAGAAGCCAUAUGAGUGCAGGGACUGCGGGAAGGCCUUCACACACAGCUCAUCCCUCACCAAGCACCAGAGAACUCAUACUGGGUAGGCCCGCCUCACAUUUGCUCGGACCUGGAAAAGCCUUAAGUCAUAGCUCAUCCCUUACCAGACUUGACCCCACCAUUCCUAAUGGAAACAAUACAAAUAUACGCAUAUGCAAGCCUUCCCGCACCCUUAGAGAGGAAUGACAGAAAUGAUUGUGGGAAUACCGAGCUCUAGGUCAUCCGUCCCCGGAUAUCAGCCCGUCCAAACAGUGGUAGCAAGUGUGGAGUUGAGGACCUUCAGUCAUGAGUGACCGCUAAUGCUACAUCAGAGAACCUACAAAAGAGAAAAAUGGGGGGGCGUGGGGGAAUGUAGUGGAUCUGGGGAUGGCUUCUGUCCAAGGAUUCACACUAUUCCAAACCAGAGGUUUGCAAAGUGGUGAGAAACCCGACAAAUGCUUUUCAUAUGCAGGAACCACGCGCAGAAUUUAUCAUUAUUGCACAUUACGUUCUUUGGGGUGCUUAUGAAUGGUGCAAGGCGACUAUGAAUUUCUCUACAGGUGACUCACAGGCAUUAGAAACACAUGUUGAGGAUUCACAAAAAGGAAGAUUUUUUUUACCUUUGUUAAGCCACCAUCUUCUGAACAACAGCACCUCCACAUUGGAACCUUAUGUUUUGCAAGGUUUCUCUCUCUUGAGAAAUGUACAAGUUAAUCUUCUCUUGACUGUUUUUCAUUGAGUCCCUUUCCCAGUGUUUUUUAAAAAGCUUUUGUUUUUUGUAUAAUAUAUCUUGAAGGUCCAUGGUAUUAAACUGUGUCCUGAAUUCA